Messenger RNA from Colletotrichum paranaense, 669 nucleotides. RefSeq lists its product as uncharacterized. The record is from RefSeq and is a predicted model, not a curated record. The coding region runs from base 1 to 669 and encodes 222 amino acids. The transcript has 3 exons. NCBI's taxonomy places the organism in Eukaryota, Fungi, Ascomycota, Sordariomycetes, Glomerellales, Glomerellaceae.
AUGCGUCCGACACGAUUGAAAUUCAAAGACUUAAAGUCCAGAAACAUUCUCUGUGCUGUAACACGCGUCGCCCGGAAGCUCGAGAAGAGACACCAGCCCAGUGAGCUUGAAGCCAUGCUCCCUGCCAAAGUUCAGCCCGAGCCUUCUCCGUGGGCUUCUAGUUUACCGACCGACGACUCUGUCCCUGAAGAGGAGGCCAGCAACCUCUCCGAGUCCCUGUGGCUGCAGGGCACAUACAGCCUCGACAGCAUCCGAAUCCAGGCCUUCGUGACCCAGCUCUACGGAUCAGCCAGGACCUGUCGCUCGUCCUACGUCCAGACAGAUAAGGACUAUGAGAUGGAGAACCAAGAGUUCUUCAAGGCCGUUUCGGAUGAUAUUCGGGCCAAGGGCAUCGUCGGUGGCGGUCUCGGCCAGGCUUCACACAAGAUCGAGGUGUCGCCCAAGACCUGUAAGGCGCUACGCGAGCUCUUCAUCAGAGGCCGCAAGGCGUAUCUCCGCGAUCUGGUCGAGAGUGAAAAGAUGAAGGAAGGUGCCUACAUCAAGAAGAUGAAGGAGCUUAUCGGAGCUGUUGGUUACUGGAUGAGAUUCUUCGAGCAAGAUGAUGAGGCCCGCCGGGGUGUUACGGAUGACAAUGAGAUGUUCACGGUCUCCAAUGAGGUUGCUCUCUAA